This is a messenger RNA of Cheilinus undulatus (humphead wrasse), 6648 nucleotides long. RefSeq names its product attractin-like 1a (gene atrnl1a). Gene Ontology annotation, cellular component: Golgi apparatus. Lineage: Eukaryota; Metazoa; Chordata; Actinopteri; Labriformes; Labridae. Bases 545 to 4774 code for a protein of 1409 amino acids. Gene Ontology annotation, molecular function: protein binding. The transcript has 30 exons. The record is from RefSeq and is a predicted model, not a curated record.
GCAGCGCUGCUCUCUGUCGCAUCCUCGGAUAAGCACUCCGGGCAGAGGGCACGUCUUUGUCUGGGAUCACUUCCAGUGAGAGAGCAGAGCACGCCGAUGAUCUCAGCUCCAUGGUUUUAUUUUAUCCUCUGGAUUAUAGUCUGGGAUGUUGUGGCAGGAUCAGUCAUGGUCGCGUGUUUACAUCGGAACCCAGACCACGGUGGAAGUUAUCCGGAUGACUUGUGACGCGGCGCAAAGCGCGUAAAAUGGCUUGAUUCUAUACUCAAACCAGAUGGGUCCAGUUGGUUUGGCUUUCAAAGCGUUUUAAAGUCUGAACUAUUUCCAUCAAACUAUUUCAUCCCUUUGUCUUGCAGCUGAGCUCUCUCUACGAUAUGUUCUGACAGUGCGUACUUACCGCUUCCCUGCGCCUUUUCCUGAGGCGUCACAGGUAGACAACGUCUACCGACACCUCUACUGAUGACAACAGAUAACCUCACUGCAUAGACUGACAGUUUGUGUUCCAGUAGAGGCUGCAGACUCUUAAGAAGACACGGAGGGCUCCAUCAUGGAUGACACUGGGGGGAUUCAAUUAUGCACGUGGACAAAGUCGUCCAAGAGGGACACCCGGGUAGUCUUGAAAACAUACCUGGGAGUAUUUGUGAUGCUUCAUCUCGUGCUUCACGCGGAAGCCUCUGCGGUGUCGAAGUCCUGCGAUAAAAACUGUUAUUCAGGGAAGUGCAUCAACGGGAGCUGCAUUUGUGACCACGGCUGGGUCGGGGAUCAGUGCCAGCACUGUCAGGGAAGAUUCAAGCUCACAGAUCUGUCAGGCUCUCUCACAGAUGGACCAGCAAACUACAAGUAUAAGACCAAAUGCACCUGGCUUAUAGAGGGAUAUCCAAAUGCAGUGCUCCGCCUGCGCUUCAAUCACUUUGCCACAGAGUGCAGCUGGGACCACAUGUACGUGUAUGAUGGAGACUCCAUUUACGCCCCUUUGAUUGCUGUGUUCAGCGGUCUCAUAGUGCCAGACACUCGGGGUAAUGAGACGGUCCCUGAAGUAGUGACGACGUCCGGCUACGCUCUGCUACAUUUCUUCAGUGAUGCUGCAUACAACCUGACCGGCUUCAACAUCCAAUACUCGAUAAACUCCUGUCCCAACAACUGUUCGGGCCAUGGCAGAUGCAGCACGGCGAACUCUGUCUCGGGUCGUGUGUACUGUGAGUGUGAUGAAUACUGGAAAGGAGAGGCCUGUAACAUCCCCUACUGCAGGGAUAACUGUGGCAGCCCGGAUCAUGGCUACUGUGACCUGACCGGAGAAAAGCUCUGUGUGUGCAACGACAGCUGGCAAGGCCCAGACUGCUCUCUGUCUGUCCCCUCCACUGAAGCCUUCUGGGUGCUUCCCAGCGUCAAACCAUCGGCUCAGUCCCUCGGUCGGGCGUCCCAUCAGGCUCUGGUGCACUCAGGACUGAUGUGGGUGGUAGGAGGCUACUCCUUCAACUACUCCAACUACCACAUGGUCCUCAACUACAACCUGGAGACAAGUACAUGGGAGGUGGUGCCGGUCAGCAGCGGUCCUCUCUACAGAUACGGCCACUCUUUGGCUCUGCACCAGGAGGACAUCUACAUGUUCGGUGGAAAACUGGAGGCCAAAUCUGCCAAUGUGACGGACGAGUUGUGGGUGUUCAACAUCCCCAGGCGGACCUGGUCACUACGCAAACCUGCCCCACCUCCGCCGUAUGCCCUGGAAGGACACACGGCCCAUAUGGUGGAGCUAGCCAAUGGUGAUCCAGUGAUGCUGAUUUUCUUUGGUUACUCUCCAAUCUAUAGCUACAUCAACAAAGUUCAGGAGUACAAUCUCAGGUCAAACUCAUGGCAGGUCAUGUCUGCAGGAGGCGCUGUGGUUCAGGGGGGUUACGGACACAGCAGCGUGUAUGAUGAGGCCAGCGGCUGUGUGUUUCUGCACGGGGGGUACAAGGCGCUCAGCAACAACAAAUACGGCCUGGUGGAUCACAUGUACAGAUACCAUGUACAUACAAAAACCUGGUUGAUCCUCAGGGAGAGUGGUCUGGCGCGGUACCUCCACUCAUCAGUGCUGCUGAGCGGCACAGUGCUGCUGUUUGGGGGAAACACUCACAACGACACAUCGCUAAGCAAUGGAGCCAAAUGUUUCUCUGCUGACUUCAUGGCAUACGACAUCGCGUGCGAUGAGUGGAUCGUUCUUCCCAGACCUGGGCUGCCCCAGGACGUCAACCGCUUUGGUCACUCUGCAGUGGUUAACAAUGGCACCAUGUACAUCUUUGGAGGUUUUUCUGGUGUCCUUCUGAACGACGUCCUGGCCUACACCCCUCCGUCCUGCCUGGCCUUUUCUAACCCUGCAUCAUGUGCUUCUGUUGGACCGGGCCUCCGCUGCCAGUGGGUCAAUGGUAGAUGUGUCCCGUGGGAACGAGAACCACCUGGGAACACUUUUCCUGCUCCUUUUUGCCCCCCAAGACCUGACAGUACAGAUGAGCAGUGUUUCAGGUUCUCAGACUGUGCGAGCUGCACUGCCAACACUCGGGGCUGUCAGUGGUGUGAAGACAGGAAGUGUAUCUCUGCAACCAGCAACUGCACUGUGCUGACUCUGGAGCUGGCCCAGCAGCAUGGUGGUGCUCUGUCUCUGUCUCCUCCACCAUCCAUGUUGUCUGAACAUCAGCUGGGCUUGUGGAAGCACGGAGCCAGAAGGAGGGGACAUUCUGUGACAGACCCAUCCAGGUGUAAGCGCAGGGAGGAGCAGGAGUGUUUCAGACUGGCCAACUGCAGGAGCUGCUCCCUUAACCUCAACUGUCAGUGGGAGGUACAGCAGCAGGAGUGUCAAGCUCUGCCUGGCCAGCUGUGUGGAGAGGGUUGGCACCAUGUCGGGGAGGUCUGCCUGAGGAUCAACUCCAGCAGGGAGAGCUAUGAUAACGCCCAGCACUACUGCAAAAACCUAGGAGGAAAUAUUGCCUCUUUGGUCACAGACAAACAGGUCAGCUUUGUUCUGGAGGAGCUACAGAAAUACCAGCUGCAAGACAAGCAGAGGUUAUCCCCAUGGGUCGGCUUGAGGAAGAUCAACGUGUCGUACUGGGGCUGGGAGGACGCAUCACCAUUCACCAACACCAGUCUGAGAUGGUUACCAGGGGAGCCCAGUGACUCCGGUUUCUGUGCCUACCUGGAGCGUGCACAGGUGUCCGGUCUCAAAGCAAACCCCUGCACAGCCACUACAGAUGGGCUGAUCUGUGAAAAACCUGCAGGAAGUCCACAAAGUCAGAGUGCUCGUCCCUGCAAGACUCCGUGCUCUCUGAGAACCAACUGUGCAAACUGUACCAGCCAGGCCAUGGAGUGUAUGUGGUGUGGUAGCACGCAACGCUGUGUUGACUCCUCAGCAUAUGUCAUCUCUUUCCCGUACGGACAGUGUCUGGAGUGGCAGACCCAGGACUGUGCUGCUCAGAACUGCUCCGGUCUGAGGACUUGUGCUGACUGUUUGGAGAGGGCCGAGUGCGGAUGGUGUGGCGACCCCAGUAACACCGGCAGGGGCGUUUGCAUGGAGGGAUCUUACCGAGGCCCUAUGAAGCCUGCUGGUGUCAGAACUGGACCACGAGAUCGAGACAGACUUAGGGAAAAGGACAUGGUGCUGGACCAGAGUCUCUGUUCAUCUGAUAGAGGCUAUAACUGGGCCUUCAUCCAGUGUCCUGCAUGUCAGUGUAACGGUCACAGCAGGUGUGUGAACAGCAGCGUGUGUGAGCACUGUGGGAAUCUGACUGCAGGAACACACUGCCAGAACUGCAUGCCUGGUUACUAUGGCGACCCCAUCAAUGGAGGAAAGUGCAAUGCCUGCAAGUGUAACAGCCAUGCCAACGUGUGCCAUGUCAACAGUGGAAAAUGCUUCUGCACCACAAAAGGCAUUAAAGGAGAGCAGUGUCAGCUAUGUGACUCAGAGAACCGUUACCUUGGUAACCCCCUCAGAGGAACAUGCUAUUACAACCUGUUGAUCGAUUACCAGUUUACAUUCAGUUUGCUUCAGGAAGACGACCGCUACUACACUGCCAUCAACUUCAUGGCUACACCUGAACAGGCCAACAAGAACCUGGACAUGUCCAUCAAUGCCUCAAACAACUUCAACCUCAACAUCACCUGGUCCUUUAGCUCAACAGCUGGCACCAUCUCAGGUGAGGAGAUGCCCAUCAUAGCGAGAACCAACAUCAAGGAGCACCGCGACAGUUUCUCAUGUGAGAAGUUCAACUUCAGGCUCCACCACAACAUCACCUUCUACGUCUAUGUUACCAACUUCAGCUGGCCAAUAAAGAUCCAGAUUGCUUUCUCUCAGCACAACAGCAUCAUGGACCUGGUGCAGUUCUUUGUCACUUUCUUCAGCUGUUUCCUGUCUCUGUUACUGGUGGCUGCUGUGGUUUGGAAAAUCAAACAGACCUGCUGGGCCUCACGGCGCAGAGAGCAGCUGAUGAGAGAGCGACAACAGAUGGCGAGUCGUCCCUUUGCUUCGGUAGCAGUAGCACUGGAGGUGGGCAGAGACCAAGAGGAGCUGCUACAGACAGUGCCCAAGCCCAUAGCCAUGGAGCCGUGCUGGGGGAGCAGAGCAGGUGUUCUGACGGUGCUGCUGUAUCUGCCAAGACUCCCGUCUGGAGUACCUCCACCAGGACAGUCUGGUAUUGCAAUAGCUAGUGCUCUGGUAGACACGUCACAACAGAGGAUGGAUUUCAAAGAAAGAGGCCUUGGUCUGAAGCACCGAAAAAACACUGUGCACCACCAAGGGACCUGUGUAUGAACAGGAAGGCCUUUAAAAGGUGACAACAUAUCUUCUGUUCCCUCCAGAGGAAGGCUACAGGAGAUAUUCUCAUCACCCUUCAACAAAGGGAUAUGUUAACCAACACAAAGCAUGGAAAAACAAGGAUCAUCUUUGUUUCUGGCUCUGAUGGAAAGGUAAUAAAUCCACUGUUUCAUCAAUAGUUGGAAAAGUGUGGAAAUUAUCUGGACCCUUCUCUCUGGAUCAGAUGGAGAGCUUCGUAAACAUAAUAUUUUUCCCCUGAGGAAACAUUUUGGUGCUGAUGAGCCAGGCAAACAAAAAACAAAUGGAAAAACCUGCAGAUGGAUGAUGAUGAUACAUCUAUCCGGAACAGCUUUGGUCUGAAUUUGCUAAGAGAGCUGGCAGACGUUUCCUCCUCCAUGCCAUGUGGUUUCCAGGUCUCCAGGGCUCUACUUGUCUGUCUGUCAUAGUCGGCCAUAUUGACAGAGAAAAACACUUGUUUUACCAUAAUAACCAAACUAAAUGGCUCCAAGCUCCUGGGAAAGACAUUGAGAAGAAUUAACUGAAAUGAAAUGAGGUCCUCCUGACUUAAGAACCCACUUGGACUGAGGUUCAAAAUAGACCUAACUAGAUGAAUGGCUCACCUUGUAGUGGGUGAAGAUAUGUGGUGAGGAAGAAAGUCUCCUCUGGGCCAUUCAAAGACUGUUACUGUUAAGAUGUCAAAAAACUGCAUCCAGCUGAGGAUGCAGCUGUUGAAAAGCAUCAUUUUAAAUACUUUUACUUCUUACUCUGCCCUGUCCAGACAUUUGAAGUUUUACAUUUUGAAGCUCAGGUGCUCCGUAAUGAAAAAGGAUCCAUGAUGUGUAGCUUUGGGCCUUUUACAUGUCUGUAUAUGCACUAUAAGUACAAUGCUUUACCAGUACAUUAGAUCCCUCUGUGGGGUUAAAUUAUGCAACUUAACAUCUGAAUGCAACCUGUAUCCUGGGCUGUGGUUUUACCUGAAGGUUGGUAUCAUUGAAUGCAUACUACUGAUGUGAUUCAAACUUUAUUCAUUCAUUUAUUACUGUGAAGCUACUCUACAUCCUUUCUCAUGAUCUCCAGUAAAUUACAUGCCUGGUUACUCGUGAAACACAAACUUAACUGACCAUGUUUUCUUAUUUUUAUUUAUUAAAUAUGCAAAUUUUGUUUAACCAUAUUAUAGAACUUUUUACAGAUUCACCUAGGAUUUUUAAAAUUUGUUUUUACAAGUAAUUCUGUGCAGUGUUUCCGUACUUUGCUGAUACCCUUUGUGUCUUUGAAAGGCUUAGUAUGCGACAGUCUGAAAAAAAAAAUCUAGUAGAGAGUAUACUUUCUUUGAAUAUACAGUGCCUAUUAAAAGGUAUUCACCCCUUUGGAUUUUUACCCUCAUUGAUUUCAUUUCAGCCAUAAGGGUCAAUAUAAUUUGGCUUUUUUGAAAAAUAAAUUUACAAAAAAACUGUUGUAUGUCAAUUAAAUAAAAACAUGUAAGGUAAGAUAAGUGACUAUAGAAAUGACCCCAACAAGUCAGUAUCUAGUGGCUACAAACACAGAACUGAGUCUGUGUACGCUGCAGUUGUACUCCAUUUUUCUUUGAAUAACUGCUCAUACUUUGUCAGACUGCACAGGAAUCAUGUGUGAACAGCCCUGUUCAAGUCCACCCACAAAUUCUCGAAUGGAUUGAGAUCUGGGCUUUGACUCGGCCACUCCAGAACAUUCACCUUGUUGAAUUAAAACCAUUGCUGAAUAGCUUUCGUUGUAUUCUUCAGGUCAUUGUCUAGCUGAAAAUAAAUCUUCUCCCAAGCCGUAGUUCUCUUAGAGACUGAAUAAGAAUGCCCUCCAGGAUUUUCCUUUUUUGCUGCAUUCAUUUUACCCUUCAG